Sesamum indicum (sesame) is the source of this 4118-nucleotide messenger RNA. RefSeq names its product transcriptional corepressor LEUNIG_HOMOLOG. Gene Ontology annotation, molecular function: protein binding; transcription corepressor activity. Lineage: Eukaryota; Viridiplantae; Streptophyta; Magnoliopsida; Lamiales; Pedaliaceae. The record is from RefSeq and is a predicted model, not a curated record.
UAUGAGCGGGAGUGGCCCAUUGUUUUCUCGGAGUGAGACUGUUUUUUCUCUCUAGAUUCUUGUCUCUUGCAGGAGUAGUAAAUAGUGGGAGCGUAGUUUAUAUAAUGGGAUUAUUGUAAUAGUGAAUCCCUUUUGUUUUCUCUUUAGUACUAUUUUGCAUGGCUUUGGCACCAACUUCCUUCGUCACGCACCUCCACCUCCACCACCCCCCCACUCUCUCACUCACUUUCACUCUCUAAAUUAUCUCAUUUUCUUCCUCCAAAUUAUACGGGUUUUCGUCUUUUGGUGAAGCGAAGGAUUUGAUUUCUGUCGUCAUGGAAGAGUGGGAUCCUCAGAAGAUGCUGGACUUGUACAUCUACGAUUACCUGAUCAGAAAGAACUUGCACCUCACUGCCGAGACUUUUUCCAGGGAGGCUGGUGUUCAUCCCAAGUCCGUUGCUAUCGAUCCUCCUGAAGGAUUUCUGCAAGAGUGGUGGUCCUUGUUUUGGGAUUUAUACUCUGGUAAACUUAGGAAGCUUGCCCAGGAAGCACAGCCCUCCUCAUCAAAGGCGACUGAGAAUGCUGGAUAUGUGCCACAAAACGUUCAUCCUGUUGUGCCAAUGCCAGAUGUGAGUUAUAUGCUGCAGAACACCUGCCCUGCAGUGCUAAGGCCACCAUUUCCUCAUCCGCUACAAAAUGUCAGUCCACCCACAAUGCCAAGCCCAGAUAUGGGGUAUAUGCUACAAGAUGCUCUUUCAGCAAUGAUGGUCGGGACAGAACUCAACCCAAAUAGGUUUGGCCCUACUCUUAUUCCAGACAUCAAUAUGAAGCAGGACCAAAGUAUAACAAAUUUUAUGGCUGCAACAAUGCGUGAGCAAGACCAUCUUAGGCCUCCUGCCAGGGACCUUAAUUCUAACGCACUUGAUCAAUUAGCUUAUGUGCUGCCAUCUCCCAGUUCUAGCCAUGCUCAGAAGGCAGUUAAUAGUAAGCGACAGCUUUCUCUUAUCAGAGAUGACAACGUUGGUACUGGUUUAAGGGGAUCCACCAUUGGAGAGCCAACUCAUCCAUCAAAGCUAAUAAAAUACAACAUGGAACGGGCAGAUACUGGAAGGGGCAAAGUUGGCAAUAUUCCAUCACAGGGGUGUUCUUUAACGGGGGUUGGGUAUGCUGCUGACCAUUCUCCAGUAUCAAAUCAACAGAAACAAGUUUCAGCUUCAGCCCACUUUCAACAACAUUCUACUCCUGGGCUGGCAGCACAAGCAUCAGGAAAGCUGAUAAUAUCUGCCACUGAACAUUCAACCAAGCCAGGGAGUCCUGCUCUAGUUGUUGAUGUCUCAAAGGAGAAAGAUUUACAAGUUGGAAAGAAUGCAGAGAUGGAGAAACCAUUGGAUGAGGACAUUGAAUCUUUUUUUUCAAAUGAUGAAGCUCCAGAGGACAAGAGCACUUCUUUUGGGCGCACUUUCCUGCGAAGUUCUUCAGCUCACGAAACGAUUGACCAGCAAGGAUUUCCUUUUGAACAAGUUAGAAGUCUCCACCUAACUAAAAACAAGCUCUUAUGUUGUGAUUUUUCAACAUCGGGAAAGUUCUUUGCUGCUGCUGGGCACGAGAAGAAGGUGAUCAUUUGCAGCUUGAAACAACCAACCAGGCAUAGUAUCCUAGGCCAUUCACAACUCAUUACAGACAUUCGAUUCAAGCCAAAUUCAAACAUGUUUGCAACUUCUUCCUUUGACAGAAGCGUGAAGAUAUGGGAUGCAGCCAAUCCGGGAAGAGCACUUUUCAACUUUGUUGGACAUGCAGAACAUGUGAUGUCGGUGGACUUCCACCCAAGGAACCCCAAUCUCCUGUGCUCUUGUGAUAGUAAUGAUGAGAUCAGAUUAUGGAACGUCAAAGAAUCUGCAUGCUUUCACUCUUUCAAGGGAGCCAACCAACAGAUGAGAUUCCAACCUCGACAAGGCAACCUUUUGGCUGCCGCUUCAGGAAACAUCAUCCGUGUUUUCGAGGUGGAGACUGGCAUAAUCCACCACCGCUUUGAGGGACAUGCUAAAGAUGUCCGUUCGUUAUGCUGGGAUGUCUGUGGAGCAUACCUUGUCUCUGUCAGUGAAGACAGCGCACGUAUUUGGUCAGUUGCGUCAGGUGGAAAAUGCGUGCAUGAGUUGAAGUCGGGUGGAAACAAGUUUGCUUCAUGCACCUUCCAUCCCGCCUAUUCCCAGGUUGUGGCUGUGGGUUCCUAUCAGAACAUAGAUAUUUGGAACCCAACUAUGGGAAACAAGACAUGGAGCUAUCAAGCCCAUGAAGGUAUAAUCUCUGCUCUGGCAAAUGCUUCUGAGACUAAUAUGAUCGCCUCAGUCAGCCAUGAUCAGUGGAUCAAGCUCUGGAAGUAGAUGAAUUAUACUCUUCUGCUUAGUCAAAAUAUUACAACAUAAUUAAACAAGUGCUGUUUCAUCCUGGAAAAUAAACCAUAUAGAAAAAGACUGCAGUUAUUAAGGCACAAUGACUUUGGACCCUUAAAUAAGUGCCAAACAUAUUUGCUGUUUCUAUUUAUAUCAACAAUGAUGCCUAGUGUUUUAAAUGCAUGGAAACAUUCAGUUACUUUGUGUUAGAUUGACAAAAGGGGUUAUGGGAAAACAUGAUAACAUCUUAUCGGGUUCCCUACAAAAAUUGGAAAAUUGCCUCAUCUUCUGAAUGGCAACCAAAGGGGCUUAGGCAUUAUUAAGAGCAUUCUUGCUACAAAACUGUCUUCCCUUAGUAUUCUCUACCCGGCCAGUGCCAGUCGUAAUCUUCGCUGAUCAAUAGUCUGCUUCAGCUCUUCGGUUCCGUUUUAGACCCAAACCAGUAUUUUUCGUCACCUUAAAGUCACAAGAUAAACACCAUUGCCCAGAAAAUUUUCCAUUAUAAGCAGGCCCGUAUAUUUCUUCAUACGAUCUGGCAGUAUCUUUUUUUCUGAUUUAAGGGUCUCCGCCGAAUGUGGGCGGUGGAAUGAAGCCCUCAGGCGGUUCCAGGGGCCGAAUGAAGAUUUCUUCGGGGACUAAGGAGGCAUCGCCGAGAGUUAGCUUUGGGGGGUGGGACUUUUCGUAUUUUGAGGGAAUUGAUUUCGUGGCAGACAAAGGGAAGUUUGAGAUAGGAUAAAAAUAGUGUGACGGCGGAGGUGGUGGUGGUGGUGUUAGGGGGAGAGGGAGGAGAAGAGCAGCUGCCCUGCCAUGAACGUGUUUGAUCAGAGGUAUAGGCGGAGCAGGGCCCCGGAUUGUAGUUCGCCUUUGGGGCUAUUAGAAAAUUUUCUAGCCGAAAGAUACAUAAGCCCAACUUUGUCAGCAGGGACAAAAUUCAAAUACAAGACCCAAUUGAGCAUUGAAUAUGGGCCUACACCUGUCAUCAGUUUGUGGGCAGAGUAAGGCGAGCAAUUGAAUAAGUGGGCCUGGACCCUAACUCUUAGUGCGUGGACAUGACAUGCUGCCCCAGCAUCCGCCCACAAAGACGCGCGUCGUGGUCGGAGCUUUGCUUCGCCACAUAUUACCACCAGGUUCCCCACCGGAACAGGGAAAAAGUGGAGUGAAAUUAGAAAAUCGCCAUAGACAGAAGAAAGAGGGGUUUAACAAAAAGCGCAAUCCUGAAUCUAUGGAACAAACAUCGUCUCCUGAUGAGCCAAAGCCGCAGAUUCUCAAGCUCAAUUAUUCCUCCCAAUCAUCUCAGCAGCACGAGAACCCCAGAGAAUUAUUCACAACAGCAGAGGAAGGAGAGAGGCACAAGGACAAUGAGAGUGUAAGCGAAACAAUACAAAACCGGAGGAAUGGAGGGAAUGAAAGCAAAGGAUUCAGGGCGGAUCACGAGUGAAGACAUUAGUGUUUGGAUGUCGAUUGUUGAGACCAAACCAUCGUCUGCCUAAUCAGCUGGCGCUUCUGCUGCUGUGAAAGUUUUAGCGAUUCGGUAUGGAUAGGUCAUCGCUGGAUGCUGCAGAAUCUUUGGCAAUUCCAUCUUAAUUUAUCAACCUAGUAUGUUUCAUGAAGCAGGUUUUAUAUUUAUUUGUUAGGAAUAUUUAGUGCUUACAGGACAACUCAUCAGUAAGGCUAAAACAAGUAUGCAUCAAUUCAGAUUUUAAUUAAAGAUUUAUCCUUCAACUAUGGUUGCAGUUACUUUUUAAAUUA